This is a messenger RNA of Penicillium hordei, 903 nucleotides long. RefSeq lists its product as uncharacterized. The transcript has a single exon. The record is from RefSeq and is a predicted model, not a curated record. Lineage: Eukaryota; Fungi; Ascomycota; Eurotiomycetes; Eurotiales; Aspergillaceae. Bases 1 to 903 code for a protein of 300 amino acids.
AUGGCCUCUCCUAGUAAUGUUAUUAUUUUCGGCGCAACUGGAAGCGUUGGCUCAGCCGCCGCUCUUAAAGCAUAUCAAGAGGGCGCAAAAGUUACUCUCGCCAUGCGCGAUACUUUAAAGUCUAUUCCGACGCUCGGUGACAUCUCCGCCGAGAAAGUUCAAGCAGACCUCACCAAACCUGAAACCGUUCAGACGGCAGUUCGCCAGAGCGGUGCCAAGACUGCCUUUGUCUACGCAAUUCAAGGUAUUCCAGACGACAUGCGGCAUACCUUUGUGGCGCUUAAAAAAGGUGGGAUCGAAUUUGUCGUUCUUCUGAGUAGCUUCCUCGUCCAGGGUGAUCGACAUGCUACACCACCCACUGAGAUAGUUCCAUAUGUUCAUGCAAAGGUAGAGAUAGCUCUUGAGAGUGUCUUUGGUAACCGGUGCAGUGCUGUGCGACCAGCUUAUUUCGCCAGCAAUGUUCUACAUUUUAAGGACGAAAUUGCACAUGGCGAGGUCAAGCUACCAAAUCCUGACGCUGAAUUCGACUGGAUCUCACCAAAAGACAUUGGGCAAGUCAUUGGGAUGGCUCUAGCGCAUGGUACACAGGAGAUCUCCAUCCCUUUGGUUGGACCAAAUCGGUUAUCUGUGAGGGAUACUUUGAGUAUCAUUAGCCGUGUUCUGAGCAAGGAAAUUAAGAUCACCGUUGUUGGAAAGAAACAGGCAGUGGAGGAUAUACAGCAGAGGGGACUUCCAGAGCCGGCUGCCAAGUGGUUUGUUGAAGCUGUUACCGGACAGAGAAGUUUCAUUUGGGACGUGCCAGAUUUCGAGGUUGGAGUGGACAAUGUGCGGAAGUAUACCCACCAGUCUCCAGAAAGGUUUGAGCAGUGGCUGGAAGAGAAUAAGGAGAAGUUUACUGUAUAG